Cryptomeria japonica (Japanese cedar) is the source of this 540-nucleotide messenger RNA. Its product is annotated as transcriptional regulator TAC1-like. Lineage: Eukaryota; Viridiplantae; Streptophyta; Pinopsida; Cupressales; Cupressaceae. The record is from RefSeq and is a predicted model, not a curated record. The transcript has a single exon. The coding region runs from base 1 to 540 and encodes 179 amino acids.
AUGCCUUUUCACCAGAUUGAAAAUGAAGAAGUACAGCAGAAUGGAGAGCAGGCUAACGAAGCCGCAGGUCACAUGGAGCAAGUGGCAUCGGGACCGUCGGGACAAAAUUGCUACGAAUGCAUGUUUUGCAAACGAGGAUUCAGCCGUGCGGAGGCGCUUGGCGGUCAUAUGAACAUCCACCGCCGGCACCGGGCUCUUCCGAUGCUAUCUUCAUUAGUAGUAUGUGACCGGGGGCCUCGCUCUUCCUCUCCUUUGCCUUCUUUAUCUUCACCGGCUCCAUAUGACCAGGCCGCUUCCUUUUCAUUAGUCUCCAAUUUGUGGGCAGGACACAGUAGUGAAGAAUAUAUUCGGGAGAAGACUUGCGAUAGAGUUCAAUUCUAUUCUUACAGUGAAUCCUUUGAUGAAAACCCGCAAAUGAAUGCUAAAGGUAAGGAGAUGGGUUCUUCAGAGGAUGAUGAGGAAGUCGACUUAGAACUUCGACUGGGACAAAGCCCUGCUAAGAAAUUGAGACUUAAUUUACCAUAUCUCGAAAUUCUUUGA